UCUGUGCUUGUCAAAUUGAUUGACAAUUGACAUUUGAUUUACGAACCUUGCACGCAAAAAGACGGUCGUUCUUCGAUCGUAUUGUGAUAAAUUCUACCACUGUACCUUGGAAUUCAGUGCUGCAAUAAAAUGGCUUUCAGAACUACUGCUGUCGCCCUCAACAGCAUGAAGAAAUGGGCCUACAACAUGGCUGGAUUCAACAAAUACGGUCUCCUUCGUGAUGACUGCCUCUAUGAGAACGAUGAUGUCACUGAGGCUCUCCGUCGUCUCCCCCAGAACGUUGUUGAUGAGCGCAACUUCCGUAUCGUGCGGGCGAUGCAGCUCUCCAUGACCAAGACCAUCCUUCCCAAGGAAGAGUGGACCAAGUGGGAGGAAGACCAGCUCUACCUCAGCCCCAUCGUAGACCAAGUGAAGAAGGAGAGAGCAGAGCGUGAGAACUGGGAGAAGAACUAUUAAAUAGCAUAUUGUUGUGUAAUGUAUGGUGUAUUAUUAUUUAAAUAAAUUUAGCAAUGUUCAAAUUGUAAAUAUUCUUUCCCUUUA
Molecule: messenger RNA, 540 nt
Organism: Helicoverpa armigera (cotton bollworm)
Lineage: Eukaryota; Metazoa; Arthropoda; Insecta; Lepidoptera; Noctuidae
Gene: Uccr
Product: cytochrome b-c1 complex subunit 7
Exons: 3
Coding region: 130-456 (108 amino acids)
Biological process (GO): mitochondrial electron transport, ubiquinol to cytochrome c
Source: RefSeq, a predicted model, not a curated record